CACAAUCGCACAAGUAGCAUUGUGCAGCCCACCACAGGCGAUGCGCAGGCGGACCCUUCUCUACAAAGGAAGCUAACGAAGCUGACUCGGAGGCCAAACUGUUGCGCGCUUUUGGCACUGGCGCAAUGCAAAUACAGUACAGUAAUAUGUGCCGUCUAGGUUGACAGUGCAAGGCGCUAUCCGAACGGAGUCUUGUAGAGGAAUAUGAAGAGCGAACAGGCGGGCGAGUUGCCGCUGCCGCUGUCGUUCGUUGCGAAGGAAGCUGGAAAGCAAGCGGUGAAGCUACUGUUGGCGAUAUGGCUCGCCUCAAGAGUCCUCUAUGUUGCACAUCGCCUGUUUGGAAUGGUGCCCCUGGCGAUCGCGCUGGUGCUCGCGGUGCAGUGGUACAUGAAGCACCAGGAGCACCAGCAGCCAUCGGACUCCUCGUGGCCGCCGCACCGCCAACCACAACAACAUCAGCAGCAACUACCGCACACACUUUACUCGCUGCUGCGCGCCUCCCUGCACGGCAUCCGCUGGCCGCCACACCCGGCUGCCGCGCAUGCAGCUGCUACUGCUACGGCAGCUAGCGGCAGCGGCAAUAGCCGGCUGGCGGUUGCAGGGGGCGGCGCCGUCACUGCGGCAAAGCAUGGGUCGCAGCCGGGCCUGGGCUCGGGCCACGGUGGCGGCGGCGCGGGCGGAACAGUCGGCAUGCACGUGCAUCUGCACACGCACGUGCACCUGGCGACAGGCACAGCAGCACCAGGUGGCGGCGGCGGCGGCGGCCACCGCUCACAGGCGCACCACGUACACCACUCACCACACCACCAGCCCCCAAACCCACAUCAGCACAACACGCACGGUACGGCAGCGGCAGGCGGCGGCGGUGACUUGGAUGGCGAGCAGCCGCCGCUGUCAAGCUCCUGGCACAGCGGCGGCGGCGGUGGCGGCGGCGGUAACAUGUUAGGGCGGGCCGGCAGCGGCAGUAGCAGCGUCAGUUCCAUUCGGCAGCGCGACCUGUGGCGGGUGCAGGUGGGCAGCAAGGUGGUGGAAUGGGCAUGGGAGCGCUUUUGCGGUGGCAUCGUGCAGACGUGGAUCUACGACGUGUGGUGGGGCAUGCUGUCGCCGGACCGACAGUUCCCCGCAGAGGUGCGGCGGCUGCUGAACUCGGCGUUCGGGGUGCUGGCGGCCCGGGCGCGGCGGCUGGACGUGGUGGGGGUGAUCAUGCGGGACCUGUGUGAGGCGCUCAUGGCCUCCCUGGAGCUGUACAGGGCCACACUGGAGCGACUGGGCGGAGAGCAGGCGCUGGAGGGCCGCGCCCUGAGGCACGCCGCCGCCGCCCUGGCCACAGCAAAUGCUUCCGGCGGUGCCGGCAGCAGCAGCAGUGGCACCAGUGGCAGCAAUGGCACCAAUGGCGCCAAUGGCGCUAAUGCGUGUGCGAGCGCCAGCAGCAGCGGCACUGCUGCAGUGAGGGGGCACGAGACCGCAGCCGGGGACGGCGCAGCCGCGGCUGCGCAGCCGGCGGCGACGUUGCCUGGCGCCGCACCAUCUGCGGCCGCGGCGGUGACGGCUGCGCGCGAGCGACUGCUGCAGGCGGGCAUGCGGUCGGGUGGGUGGCUGCACCCGGCGUUUGAGCGGCCGGACGGACACUACCGCGCCCUGAAGGACAUGGCGGAUGCACUGGUGGAGGUGCUGUGGCCCGGCGAGGAGCUGUGCCAGCUGCACAUGCGGCCGCUGCUGCGCGAGCUGGUGGCCACGUGUGUGCUGCGGCCCGUGUUCAUGCUCAUGUCGCCGGUCACCGCACACAAGAUCCUGUACGACGUCUUGCCGGCGCUGCCCGAUGAGCCGCCGCUGACGCCGGUGCCACCAACCCCAGCAGCAUCCGCACCCGCAGCCGUACCCAGUGCCCCCCUCAGCAGCGGCAGCGGUGCUGCGGCCGGCGCCGCGGAGCGUGCGGGCAGCGGCGGCUCUGACUCGGCGGCGGCGACGCCGCGGGAAGCCGGCAGCACCCCGCUCGCGGCCCCGACCUCCUCCUCUGCAUCCUCGGCGUUGCUGGCUUCGGCUGCGGCUGCAUCAGGCGGGGCUGUGGGUGCGGGGUCGAGCUCUGCAGCCCGGCCGGCCCGGACCGCGUCAGCGGUACCACUGACGUCAGCGACAGGCGGCGCGGCGGCGGGCGGGGGCUCGGGGGCAGGGGCAGGGGCCGGGGCGGGGGCGGGGGCGGCCUCGCGUGCGGCUGUGGAGGGCUCCCUGGAGUUUGAGCGGCGCAUGGCGGCCAACGCGGCGGCGGAGGAGGCGCUGCUGCGGCGGCUAUCCAGCGUCGCCAGCCAUGCACUUACGAGUCUCGGUAGCGGAGACAUGGACGACGGCGGCGGAACUGGCGGUGGCGGCGGCGGCGCCCGCGCCUCCGCACGCCGCAGCGGCGCCGCAGGCUCCACCCGCACACACCAGUUGCAGCAGUCACACCACCACGGCCACCACCACCACGGCCACCACGCCUCACUGACAGACAACGCACUUCUGCACCCGGACGCUAGUGCUCCCGUGCUAGCGGCCGCAGAGAAUGGCGGCGCCGGGGGCGCUGGCGGCGGCGGCGGCGGCGGCGGCAGUGCGGUUGGCGUAAUGCGCAAGUCGGCUUCAAACCUGGAUUUGCUCCACGACCACCGCAGCCACGGCCUAGGCCACGGCCAGGGUCAGGGUCAGGGCGGCCCGGAGGGGUCUCACUCGCAUCACUCGCACACACAGUCGCACACACCGUCACACACGCCCUCGCGCAUGAAACCGGGCCAGCAUGGGCACGCGGCUGAGGGUGCAGGCGCCGGCGGGGCGGGGUCUGCCACGCUCGGCAGCCGCGGCUCGGGCGGCGCUGGUGCGAAUAGCGGCGGCACUGAAGCAGGCGGCGGCGGCGGCGGCCGUAUGUCUGCGUCCUAUCACGCAGGAGUGGACUAUCGCCCCACGCCGCAGUCGCAUCCACUGCCACACACCACGGCUGACGGCCCCGGCACCGGUGGCGGGUGCCGAGAUGGCAGCGGCACAGAGCGCACGUCGGCGCCGGCGGGCCGCAAGGCAGGCGACGGGGCCAAUCCGGCGGCUGCAGCAGGGGCGGCGGCUGCGGUGGCGGCAGUAGCAGCCUCGCCGUCGUCACGCAGCGGGUCGAAACGGGGCGUGCACCGCCGCAGCUGUAGCUAUGACACGGCGGCGGCACGCAGCGGCGGCGGGAGCGGUGGAGUUGGGGCGGCGGACGGCGGCGGCGGCGCCGCCACUGUGGCCGGGGCUGGGGCCACAUCGCUUCGGAAUUCCUGGUUUGAUUUCGACUUCGGCAGUGGGCUCAGCCUGCCCUGGAAGACUUCUGCUGGCGCAGCUGACAACGCCCCUGCCGCCUUAACCGCAACUUCAGCCUCCGGUGGCGGCCUAGCAGCGUCCUUCCUGUCCCGCACACGUGACAGGCAGCCUCAGCAGCCGCAGGCACAGCACGCGUCGCCGUCGCCACAACACCAUCACCAGCCGCAGUCGCAGCACAGGGCACGGCCGCCGCCGCCGCCGCCGCGUCUGCGCGCCUCCGUGGCGGCGUACGAAAUGGUGUCAGAGCCGUUGGGCUUCGGCCUCACGAACGAGUACGUGGUGUACAAGAUACGGGUGGCGGCGGAGGAGCCGCAGGCGGCGGCGGCAGGCGAGGAGGAGGCGGCGGGGCCGCGGGAGUGGACGGUGGCGCGGCGCUUCCGCAACUUCGAGGCGCUGCAGGCCAAGCUGGCGGCGUCGCUGCAUGGCUUCAAGUCCCUGGGGUUGCGGCCGCUGCCUGCCAAGCGCCUCUUCACGCCGCAUUCGCGCGCCGAUCCCGAGUUCGUGACGGGCCGCCGCGCCGAGCUUGACGACUACCUGCGGCAGCUGCUGAGCUGCCCCGAGGUGGCGGCCUCACACGAGCUGAGGGAAUUCCUGGCCCCUGACCCCGCCUCGGGCGGGCACGGGGCCUCCGCGGGCGGCGCCGCGCACCCCUACCACCACCAGCCCAGCCGCAGCCGCGGCGGUUCUGUGGGCCACGACGGCGCCACCGCGCACAGCCCCCCUGGCAGUGUGCCGCACACACCACAGCCCGCCCCCGCACCCUCCGCCAGUGCCGGCGCUGCCCCCGCCGCCAGCCGCAGCGGCGGCGGCGCCGCCGCCAGCGGGUCCGCCGCCGCCGCCGCGAGUGCCCCAAGCAGCGGUCUAAUGGCGCGUGUGGGCUCGGAGAUGCGGGAGCUCCGAGCCAGCGGCCGCCGCCGUCUUGCGGAGGCCCUGGCACCGCGGACCGCCUCCACUUUGGCGCCAGCCUCCGCCGCUCCCUCAGCUGCUGCUGCUGCUGGUUCUAGUGCCGCUGCCGACGCCGCGGAGGGCGGCCUGCCGGGCUGGUGGCUGGGACGCGGCCGUGCGGCGAGAGCGCGCGCGGACGGCGAGGCCGCCGCGGCCGCGACGGCGGCGGGCGGCCGCGCCUCAGUCGACGUGGCCUCCCUCCGCGCGGCCGCCGCGGCGGGGGCCGGCGGCCGCCGCGGCAGCGUCGGCGGCGGCAGUGCUGACGGCGUGGUUGUCGGUGCUCACGGUGACGAGGAAGACGAGGGGGAUGCCGCGGCCUCGGCAUCACCGGGCUCGGACGGCGGCGGCCGCGGCAGUGGCGGCGGCGGAAACUCGGAGGAUGAGGUGGUGCACGUGCCUGACGAUGUGGCGGCAGCGGCAGCGCCCGGUGCGGCAGGAAGCAUCGGCUUCAAGCUCAGUCUGCCGUCUUGGUCCAACCGGCCUUUCUCCUUUGGCCUGGGCAGGGAUGGCACCAAGGAGAGCCAGGAGCCCACGCCUACCGCCGCCGCCGAAGGCGGCGCCUCCGCCCAAGCCUCAGCAGCCGCUGCCACAGCACCAGCAGCCGGCGAGGGUGAGGCUAGCUUCGGCGGGAGCUUUGUGUCGGGUGCAUCGCGCCUGCUGGCAUCGCUGCGUGGCCGCGCCGGCGCCGGUAGCGAAGUGCCGUCCGGUCUCGCCACGCCCGCUCCUACGCCCGCGCAUACGCCCUCCACCGCUAGCCUGAGUGGCCUGAAGGGCGCGGCUGGCGGCGGCGGCGGCGGCUCUGCCACCGGCCCCGGCGGCAAAUCUGACCCGGGCCAAGACGGCGCAGCAUUGCUCGUGGGACGCAGCCCUCAGCCCAGCUUUACGACAGCUGGCGCCGCCGGCGCCGGGCAGUCGGCCGGGGUCCGGUCGGGGCUAGCCGCGAUGGCGCGUGCAGACGCGGGCGGGGCGGCUGGCGGCUGGCACGCGGGCAGCGGCGAGGGCGAGGGCGGUGAGGGCGACGGCGGUGGCCUGCUCGCGAUGCGCCCCAGUGUGGACCUGCAUGCCGGCGUCGCCCACGCGGGCGGCGCUGCAGGCGGCGCCGCAGGCGACGCGCACGCAAAGGCACACGGUCACUCCGGCGCCCGCCGCUCUAGCGUGCCGCCAAGCCCCCAGGCGCAGCCGCACCACACGUCACCCGGAGCCGGCGCCGGUGCCGGUGCGCCCGCCAUCCACCACUCCGCCUCGGUCUCCGCCUCCUCGGCUGUUUCCGCCGCCGCAGCUGCGGCUGCAGCAGCCGCAGCCGCGCAUCACGACGCGCUGCGCUCCCACUCCGCCAUCGUUCCCGGCAGCAGCGCCGGCGUGGGCGGCGGCGGCGGCAGUGCUGCCGCGACCGCGCUGCAUGCUCCCUCGCCGCUGGCUGCCAGCUCCGUCCCACUCACGGCGGCUGCCUCCGCGGCCUCGUUGGCAGCGGCGGUGGAUGGUGUUGCUGCUGGUGGCGGCGGCGCCGCCGCCGCCGCCGCCGGCAGUGUGGGUGUGGCGGCGCCGCUGUACGAGCUUGUAGAUGUGGUGUUUGGGCUGCAGGGCCAAGGUUUCUUCAGGCGCCAGGUGAUUGCGGUGACGCGGCAGGUUCUGAGCCUGCUGGCGGGUGACGCCAUCGACACCUGGGUGGCGGCGCGGCUGCGGCACCUCACCUCGGAGCACAGCCUGGCGAGGGCGCUGCUGCUGCUGCACGGAGCGCUCUUCCCCGGAGGCUGCUGGUACUCCUUUGGCCAGCCGCCGGCGCAGCAGCAGCAGCAGCAACAGCAGCAGGCGGCUGCUGCGCAGCUGCGCCAGGAGGGCGCUCCUGCAGAAGCUAAAGCGCAGCAGGCACAGCAGGCAGCAGCGGGUGGGGGCGGGCCGCGCUGGCGGCCGGCGCAGCCCAUCACGGCUGAGGGCUAUCUGGACCCUUGGCCCGCGCCGCCGCAAGCCGAGCAGAUCGCAGAGCGGGUCCGUGCCCGGCUCACCUCGCCGCGCCUGGCGCCCGCCAUGCUUGUCAACGUGGUGGGCGCGCGCGGCUGGGGGCGGGUGGUGUCCGACCUGCUGGGCUUGGUGCGGAGUCGCACGCUGAUGCUGCAGCUGUGCUACGGCCUGGUGCAGACGGUGCUGCUGCGGCUGUUCCCAGAGCUGGGGCCUAGGUUGGAGCACCUGCAGCCACGCAGCGCGCGACGGAUGGCGGCGACGCUGGCAGCCGGCGGCGGUGGUGUGGGGAGCGGAGGCGUGGGCGCGUCUGGAGGCCUGGGUGAGUCCAAGGCGACUUAGGUGAUUGGCGGACGGGCCCCAGCGGCGGGAGCGUGGGCUUGGCGCCGUGGGCUGUGGGCGUGGGACCGUGCAAAUGUGCAUGCUUUGGGUUGAAGUCGGCUGGCUUGUGAGGAGUACGUCUUCAUGUUGCAUGCUCUAAUAGUGACUACGGAAUGCGUGUGCGUCGACACGGGCGUCAAGUUUGUGAUGUUGUGGUGUUGGAUACGGUAUGAAGUGGGCCUGGUUCUUCGUACGAACUCGGAUCGGGAGCUCUCAACGAACGGCGUCGGUGGCGUGACGAAUGGUUGACAGGUGGGGAAAUGACCGCAUUUGCCGUGCCGCUGUGCGGCGGCAGAAGAAGGGGUAUCUUGCUAAGUGCUUGUUGGCGUUUGUUGGCCAUGAUGAGGGCUUGGGCCGUGGUGGGACAUUGGGCUUGG
Chlamydomonas reinhardtii is the source of this 6977-nucleotide messenger RNA. RefSeq lists its product as uncharacterized. Gene Ontology annotation, molecular function: phosphatidylinositol binding. NCBI's taxonomy places the organism in Eukaryota, Viridiplantae, Chlorophyta, Chlorophyceae, Chlamydomonadales, Chlamydomonadaceae. The coding region runs from base 205 to 6561 and encodes 2118 amino acids. The transcript has 13 exons. The record is from RefSeq and is a predicted model, not a curated record.